AAAAUCACCAUUUUUCUUCCCUUAGGUCAUGCUGCAUUCGUUUUUACAGACAUUCAAAAAGAAAACAUUUAUACUAUAUGGGUUAUUUAUUAACAUGCAUGGUAAUACUUAGUUAAUUUUUAAAACGGUGGUAGUCCAUGAUACUGUAGGAUAAUUUAGGCUGUGUAGUGGAAAUUUGAUUCCCCUAGCCAAAGGAUAGGCAUACAAUUGACUUGAGGAAAGUGAAGAGAAGACUUUUUGUUUGCUUGAUUCUACAUGAGAACUCCAGAGAAACUGAAUAGGCUUUGCUUGGUGUGACAGACAAUGCACCGAGCUAGCAGUCUCAUUCUCAGUUUCUCACAUACCAGACACCGGGCAUUUUAGGGGGGUACUAAGAACUCUGUGCUGAAGGCACCAAAACGUCUGUGAAAUAUUCCUUUGCCUUUUCACAAUCUUUUGCAUGUGAAAAAUACAGAAGAAGCGGAAAGGAUGGCAUUCUAGAAGUUAUGAAAGAAGGGAAAAAUAAAGCUUCCCAGGAUUUGUAAUAGAAGAAGUGAAAGCAUUAAAUGAAGCCAAAUUUCAGUGACUGUAUAAGCCAUGCACCAUUUGUUUGAAUUGGUUUUGGGACACAGAGACUUAUCAAGAGCAGGGGACCUAUUCUCUUUAGAUGAUUUUGAGAUAGAAGACAGUCUGUCUGAAGCUCUGCAACAAAUCAAAAUAAUAUCUUCCUCUGAGGAUUACAAGGUUAAUGACAACGAUCAAGCAGUUGUAGAAAUUUGUAUUACACGGAUUACGACUGCAAUAAGAGAAACAGAAACAAUUGAAAAGCACAGUGAAGCAUUAGUAUCACUUUGGGAAUCCUGCCUGGAACAUAAUCUGAAAUCAGGGCUAAAAGAUGAAGACACUCCUCAUGCUAAAAUUGCUUCUGACAUCAUGAGCUGCAUUUUGCAAAAUUAUAACAGACCAACAGUUAUGUUACUUGCCAUCCCAGUAGCUGUGAAAUUCCUCCAAAGGGGCAACAAGGAACUGUGCAGAAAUAUGUCAAGUUACAUAUCGCUGGCAGCCAUUGCCAAAGCAGACCUCUUGGCAGAUCACACAGAAGCAAUUGUAAACAGCGUUCUCCAAGGUAAUAGCAUGCUGCUGCGUGUUCUUCCAUCACUUUAUGAAUUGCAGCCCCAGCCCAUAAACUGCUGCCUCAAAGAACUGGUAUCACGGAUGUCUCAAUUAGAUGAAGGGGAACAGCAUCACUUGUUAAGGUUGUUACAAACAGUUGCUAAAAGAAAACAACCUAAGGUUCUCACAGAGACAAUCCCAUUUUUAAUGGAUUACUUAUUGGAUCCAAGCUACAGUGAUAUCAUACUUAACUUAUUCAUAGACAUAUCAGACUAUGAACCACAUGCAUUGGCCAAGUCACUUUCCACAUUAAAAGACACUGGUGAACAUUUUCCGGGCCUUAUUGGACAGAUAGCAAAGAUUUAUGGAGCAGUGGGACAUCUGGAUGAGGAAAUGGCCAAGAUAUGCUUGACAUAUUUAGCAAGUCAGCUAACUAAUAUGGAACAUUCAUUCCAUCACAUUCUCUUGAUGGAAAUAAAGAAUAUUGCUGUGACUUUCAAGAGUAUUUUAGAGACUCCAAAUAGAGACAUGUACAGGAUGAGUAACAGCUUUAAUGCCAUAGCCAAACUACUCAAUCAUCACCUGGCAAACCAAUCUACUCCAUCUUGCAGGAAAGAAUGCAAUAUUCAGCCAGAGUCCCCUUUUUAUGUCCAUGACGAGCAUCAAGUCUCUUUUCAAAGUGAAGAGGAGAAGGGAAGUCAAGUUAAAUUAGAAGAUAUCAUUGAUCAAAAGGAACAAAAUGUCACUGAAACAGAUAUAGACUGCAUCCAUAGAGUUCUCCAAAAUACCAAAGAAGACAAAAAAGAGCUGAUGUUUAGUAGGUCGAAAAAUCUGGCUCUGAGUAAGUGCUUGGACAGUAGUCAAGACAUUGAUAAUUCAGAAGUUAUUGGACUAAUAUCCUUUUCACAUAUGUUUUUAAAUCAAGAAGAUGAAAAGUUUAAAUCUGACACCGAAACAAGCAAACCCCCAGUGGAUAAAACCUUAGCUCCCAAUCCAAUUAAUAACUGGACUGGAACGACAAAUGCAACAGAGCCAAAUACCUCAAACCAAAGCAGCAGAAAGUUACUAACAGAGAAUCUAAAUCAACACGAUAUACUGUGCCUGAAAUUAAAGGAAAACCUAGAUGAGCUUAAACAUUACAUUAAGGAAAUGGGGAAGAAAAUUCCAGUCCCUGACCAGUGUGUGCUUGAAGAUACUGUAAAAGGUUGUGUAGCAAAGUUGUUCUUCAGCUGUCCAAUGAAGGGUCAUUACUGCCUAUACAGUAAGUCCAGUUUUACCCUCGUCAGUCGACAGCCACAGCUAUGGAUCCAUAUCCUCUUUCUCUUCCAUCAGAGAUUGUUACAGGAGCCAUUGGCCAUGCACAGUGGUACCAUGCAGGUACUACAGACUCUAUGGGAAAAGACACAACUCAAGGACCCUCAUAGCUUUGAAGCUUUUCUUAUGCAAUCCAUGUUUCCUCACAAAAAGGAUCUGGACCUUGUACAAACCAAUCUGGAAGAAGAAAGGUUUUUUGACCUAUUUGGAUUUAGUGAGGAAGUGGGGUCGUGGCUGUGUUUUAUGUGUAACAACCCAGAAAAGGCAACAGUCGUGAAUCAAGAUGGACAGCCUCUUAUUGAAGGAAAACUUAAAGAGAAGCAGGUUCGGUGGAAGUUUAUCAAACGAUGGAAAACACGUUAUUUCACACUGGCAGGCAAUCAGCUUCUCUUUCGCAAAGGAAAAUCUAAGGAUGACCCUGAUGACUGCCCAAUAGAGCUCAGCAAAGUUCAGAGUGUUAAAGCUGUGGUGAAGAAGCGCAGAGAUCGCAGUCUGCCACGUGCUUUUGAGAUCUUUACAGACAACAAGACCUACGUCUUUAAGGCAAAGGACGAAAAGAAAGCAGAGGAGUGGCUGCAGUGUAUAAAUGUAGCCGUUGCCCAAGCUAAAGAAAGAGAGAGCCGGGAGGCCACUACAUAUUUGUAAUAUACCAUAAUGAUAUUUUGGGGGUUAUUUAUUAAAAUCUGAUUUUUCUAAUAAAGAAAG
Messenger RNA from Xenopus laevis (African clawed frog), 3111 nucleotides. RefSeq names its product ventricular zone-expressed PH domain-containing protein homolog 1 (gene veph1.L). The coding region runs from base 577 to 3051 and encodes 824 amino acids. The transcript is spliced from 14 exons. The record is from RefSeq and is a predicted model, not a curated record. NCBI's taxonomy places the organism in Eukaryota, Metazoa, Chordata, Amphibia, Anura, Pipidae.